This is a messenger RNA of Moneuplotes crassus, 1298 nucleotides long. NCBI's taxonomy places the organism in Eukaryota, Ciliophora, Spirotrichea, Euplotida, Euplotidae. The record is from the annotation of a GenBank genome assembly.
AUUUUAGUAAGAUGCAAGUCGCUAAAAAUACCUCAUUCAGUAAGGAAUCAGUUGGGAAAUUCUCGAAGCCACCAAAGUCACUUAGAACUGACGAGCUCCGUCGGCUUAAUCUGAGCUCUCCUGAUCGACGAGAGAUCAGGAACCGACAGGUUCCUGAACUCCUGAAGGAAAAGACUCCUCAGAAAAUUGAGUUUAAAGCCAAGAUUUCCCGUAAAAAGUAUUUUGAGUCGUUAAAUGAUGUUUAUUCGAAGGAAGAGCUUCCAAAAAGGUUCAUCAGAAAUCAGAUCGAUAACACUGAUAUUCCUGGUGCAAAGAGCCAGAGGCUCUUCAAGGGAAAACCUCGAGCUAUCAUGUUUAAAUAUACCAAUAUCAAGGGUAACCAGCCAAGUGGCAUCAAGCCUAGAAAAAGAAUCAAGGAUUACAACUAUCUUGACUACAGUGAUGUUCACAGGAAGAAGGAUCUCACACGCUCGGUAGAGUAUGAAGGCACCCUCUCCCAUAAACAAAGUUGUUACAUCCCAGUGAUUGGGGAUAAUCAUGCCUUAAAAAGCCUUAAUUACGAUAAUUCCUCGCCUCAUAAAAUCUUUCAGACUGCGAACUCUCUUGUUCAAGAUCAUUCGGAGGAUCUUCGCGAAAUUAACAAUUCAUUUACGGUAAAAUCUAAAGUGGAAGACAAGAUUAGCAACAAAAUGCAGAGGAACAUCCAGCAGUACCUGACCAGGAAGAGAAAUAAAGAGUCUCGGAGGUAUCCUAAGCCUCAGAAUUACAUUAAGAUAUCCUGUCAGAAUACCAGUCCUGACAGAAGCUUGUCUAAUUAUUGCAGUGAGGUAUCUCCUGUGAGACACUCUCUAGAGGAUCAACUUGAUAAAGAGAUCAAGUUUCGGCAUCUAGAACCUACUAUUGACCUUGGCUACAGGAAUAUCACUAGGCGUCAUGAACGAAGCCGGAUGAACAAUAUCGCUGUUAUGAAGGAAGUCCGUACAGAGGAGUCCUUACCCAAGAUUCUGUCAAAAAAGAACAAAGAAUCUGUGAGAGCGAUCUUGACCAGAAUGAAAAAUUCAGAACGUUUACGGUCCAAAUUGGGUAGGAAUAAUAGUAAUGCUUCAAACCUGCUAGAAAAGAAGCUUCUCGAUCGAAACAAAAGCCUAGAGGAUAGAAAACAACUACACACAAUUAGAAAUGAUAGUAGAGAAAGGAACAUGGGUGUCCCAGCUGGGCCAAUCCCUAAAGUAGACUUUACAGCCUCGACUAAAGGAGGCAUACAGAGUCCUGGCCUUCUUUAUGGAGCUAAAUCUUAA